Molecule: messenger RNA, 1185 nt
Organism: Spodoptera littoralis (African cotton leafworm)
Lineage: Eukaryota; Metazoa; Arthropoda; Insecta; Lepidoptera; Noctuidae
Source: the annotation of a GenBank genome assembly
AUGUCGGGUCUCGGUGCGUACCUAUUUGUGAUUUUAGCGUUAAGCAAUUUUGUGUCUUGUGAAAAAGCAGUAAUAUGUUACUAUGGAACAUGGGCCACAUAUAGAAAUGGCCUUGGCAAGUUCGACGUAGCCAAUAUAGACCCUCAUCUCUGCACUCAUUUGAUCUACGCAUUCGCUGGUAUUGAUGAUAAAGGGACGCUGAAGUCUUUGGAUCCUUAUUUAGAUCUACCUGAUGGUGGUGGACGAGAUAACUUUGGCAAAUUCAACGCUUUAAAGAAGAAAAAUUCAAGUUUGAAAACACUUCUGGCCGUUGGUGGAUGGAACGAAGGGUCCGCUAAGUACUCAACAAUGGCAGCCAGUCCAACACUGAGAAAAAACUUCGUAACCAGCGCCUUGCAAAUGAUCACAAAACACGGCUUCGAUGGUCUAGAUAUGGACUGGGAGUACCCUAACCGAAGAGACACAGUCCACGGCCAAGCAGACAUUGAUAAUUUCACCACUCUGCUUAAAGAAAUAAAAGCUGUUUUUGACAAGCAAGGACUGUUGCUUACUGCUGCAGUUUCUUCAGUAAGAUCGGCGGCGUCGCAGUCUUAUAAUGUUGCCGAAAUCUCAAAAUACCUGGACAUGAUACAUAUUAUGACAUACGAUAUGCACGGAUCAUGGGACUCUGUCACUGGUCACAAUGCACCUAUCCAUCAAGGAGAAGGAGACGAGGGUGCGAUUCCAGAAAACCUGUUCAACGUAGAACAAUCUUUGAAAUACUGGAUUGGAGCUGGAUGUCCACCAGAGAAAAUAGCUCUAGGAGUUCCAUUUUACGGUCGCACCUUUAAAUUAAAGGAUGCUAACGACAAUGGUGUAAGGGCUCCAGCUGCAGGAGAAGGAAUAUCUGGACCAUACACUGCCACUUCAGGCUCCAUAGGUUACAAUGAGUUCUGCCAGAAACUUCAAACCGAAUCCUGGACGCAACGCUUCGACUCACUCGCAAAAGUACCUUACGCAGUCAAGGACAAAGAUUGGGUCACCUACGAUGAUGCUAACUCUAUCACUGCCAAAGUCAACUACGCCAAGAGUUUAGGCAUCAAUAAGAUCAUGGUAUGGAGCAUAGAAACUGAUGAUUUCCAUGAUGUUUGUGGCAAAGGCACUAACCCUUUGCUUAAAGCUAUUAAUACUGCUUUGAGGAAGUAA